AACACAAAGAAAAAAAAUGCAUUACCUUAGCAUUACUCAGCAGCAGCUCAGUAAGCAAAAGCAGCCCUGCAAAGAAUAGCAUUCCCUUUCCACAACUGAUUAGAACUCUCAAUUAAGCAGCAAGCUAAUUAGCCCAUUUAUAUAAUGAACUCGAUUCAUUGAGAUGCGAUGUAACCAGAAAUAUUAUCUAACAUAUUUUCUUGCAGAUGGCGACUAAUAUGCUUACAGAGUUAAAUCCUCAUGGACAGAAUUGGAAUAUACGUGGGUGUGGGAAUUCUGUGACAAGGAUGGUCAAAUCAAACAUCAGGACUUGGUCAUCAUUGAUGAAAACGUAAGUUUCAUAUUUAUUAGUUCACUAUUUUACUUCUAUCAGUAAUGUUAAUAUCAUUUUGUAAUACUAAUCAUUCCUAUUACAGAACAAUGUUAUGUAUGUUGAAAUACCACCAGAAGAUAUUCCAUACCUAAAACCUCAUCUACAAGAAGGAAAGAUAGUUGACAUCAAAAGAUUCUUAGUUCAGAGAGCAAAAAACAUCUACAAAGUGGUGGAAGCUCCUUAUAUGAUAAAGUUGACUCAGAGAUCGAUCAUCACUCCAGUAGUGCCAGAACCACCAGAUUUCCUAAAAUAUGUCUACAACUUGAUCCCAUUCUCAGAGCUGCCACAUCAUGCAAACCUUACUGAUAGGUUCCUAGACAUCAUUGGCUAUGUCGCAGCUGUAUCUAAUGUUGCAAAAGUCCGAUAUGGAUAUGGCAAGAUACAAACAAAACGGAUUUUUAUCCUUAAGGACGACAAAGGCAACUCAAUUGAAAUAUCUCUAUGGGGUCCAAGGGCAAUUGAAUUUGAUGCAGAAACAGUUUAUGCAAAUGGACAAGAAAGUGCAGUUAUUGUUAUCUUUGUCGGAACAUUAGCAAAGACUAUAAAAACUGAAAAAGGUGACAAAGUGAUCCUAACUGGAACUUCUGCUUGCCGAUGGUACAUCAAUGAAUAUAUUCCAGCAAUCAACGAAUUCUAUGCAAAAGGAUGAGGUGGAGCCAGUACAAGCACAAAAUACUAUUUAACUAUAUUAUAACAAGGCGAUGAUGAGAAUGCGCAAUAUAUCGAAAAGAAAACCCUGCUGCAACUAAAGAAAGAAGUUGAUCCAGUUGAUCAUAAGGUAAUUCUACCUUAUCAAAACACAAAAUAUGGGCCUCUUAUAGUUCACAAAAUACUAUUUAACUAUAUUAUAACAAGGUAUUAUAUGAAUAAUGUACACUUAAAUAGUUCCAUUCUUAGCUAAAUUUAUAUCUUUGUACAGAACCAGAAAUUUGAAUCCACCAUCACAAUUACAAGGCUAGCUCCAAAUCAAGGAUGGUGGUAUCGUGCAUGUAAAUCAUGCCACUCAAAGACUUUUCGCCAUGGUUCAAGUUAUAAAUGCACAAAUGACAAUUGUGUAUGCACCGAAGCAAUGCCAAGGUACAUAUAUGAUUAACAUAUUUCCCUUUUAUUCAAGUCUCAAAUUGUUUCAUAGACAAAAGGCAAUUGAGUUCUAAUUUAUUCUUCACAUAGGUAUAAACUCUGUCUUAUGGGCAGUAAUGACACAUACGAACUUGAAUUCAUCCUAUUCGACAAAAAAGCAGAACAACUGAUUGGAAAACCAGUAGAAAAAUUGUCCAAUAUGUAUGGCAAAAGUGAUACUCCUGUUGAAAUCACUGCUUUGAUUGGACAAAAGUACACAUUCAUUGUCAAGAUUUCAUCAAAAAAGAGUUUUGCCAGCAAGGAUCCAUCAUUUGAAGUUCUUUAUAUCACACACCAGUUUGGGAAAGAAACAAAUAUCCAAAGCUCUGACAAACAAGAACAAAGCAGCAGCAGCAGCAGUACUAUCUCACUUUCAACUUCAAGGCAUGUACCACCAUUAGUUCCAAUCAAAUACAAAGUUGAUACAAAACAGGUACACACAAACAAGUUCUCUUUUUUUUCUUAUAUUCUUAGUUUCUUUUUUCAAAAAAAAUUCUUGGACUUCCUUAUAGUAUAUUUCAUACUAACAUAUAGGAUGAAAUUCCGCUGGUACAGAAGUCUCAAACAGAUAUUGACCCUAUAGAAAACUACCGAGUAUGUAUCCUUUGUUUUUCUAUAAACUAAUUUAUGCAUAUACCUAAAUUUAACUAAAUUACUUUUCAAUGAUAAUAGAAGUUCCAGGGAACAAGAUAGCCGCAGGAACAAAAGGGAGCAGCCAAGCAACAGUGACAAUAAUAGUGAUGAGGACUACAAACUUAUCAAAGUAUAUCCUUCCAAGGGGAAAAAAGCAAAACAAUAAGUAAGACUCUUUCAUUCUUUUUGCUAAUAUUUUUACAAACUGUAGUAUUAAAUCCUUAUUCCUCCAUAAGAAAUCCUAUGCAUCUCCUCAUGACACUGUUAAUUAACCAACACUAAUUCAAGCACCAAAUAAAAAAAUGCAAAAUGUCCUGUAACAGACUUAAAUCCCAAAUUGGUUAUAUUUCACAACAUUCACACACUGUUUAACUAUUAUUCUCUAUUGCAUACAAUUAUAUGCUAAAGGAGCACAACGGUGGAUCUUUUAGAAAAAAAGAAGCAUGCCUUGAAUUCUGGUAGAAGAGGCUUUUGUGAACUUUAAUGGGCAAUGUAGGUCUUUUGGAAAAGAACUCUAUUAAUCGAUGCUUUCUAGAGCAUUUAGAUACAGCAGAUUUGGCACAACUUCUAUUGCUACCAAAAAACAGUUGAAGACUUGAAGUUAUUACUCAAUCUGCAAUACAUCUUUGGUAAAGUGGCAUGCACACUUCUGUGAUGGCUCAGCAUAUGUAAUUAUUAGUAUUCCUACUACUAUGUAAUGAAGUCGAACUUCCCAGCAAAUGUCAAUGCCUUAUUGCAGAGCACCAUGAUACUGAUUCAAGUCCUAUAAGUAAUCGUUAAUUGCAAUGACAAAUUCUUCAAAAA
Molecule: messenger RNA, 2929 nt
Organism: Panicum hallii
Lineage: Eukaryota; Viridiplantae; Streptophyta; Magnoliopsida; Poales; Poaceae
Product: replication protein A 70 kDa DNA-binding subunit A-like
Exons: 4
Coding region: 426-1022 (198 amino acids)
Biological process (GO): DNA replication; DNA recombination; DNA repair
Cellular component (GO): nucleus
Molecular function (GO): DNA binding
Source: RefSeq, a predicted model, not a curated record